Puccinia triticina is the source of this 1671-nucleotide messenger RNA. RefSeq lists its product as uncharacterized. Lineage: Eukaryota; Fungi; Basidiomycota; Pucciniomycetes; Pucciniales; Pucciniaceae. The coding region runs from base 1 to 1671 and encodes 556 amino acids. The record is from RefSeq and is a predicted model, not a curated record. The transcript has 6 exons. Gene Ontology annotation, molecular function: phosphoprotein phosphatase activity.
AUGGGUGCCAUUGGUCUCAGAUUAUCUCUGCUAGGUCUCAGGAGUGCUAGAAUACAACCUUUCAGACCAUCCUCAGCUUUCCGUCAGCCUCCGCCAUCGUACUUUCUCAUCCAUCAACUCCGAUCAGCUUCCUCCAAGCCGCCCCUUGAUCCCAAGGCUCUCCGCUCAAGUACAGAGCCCACUUCUACCAAUACUAGUUCGACGGGAUCCGCGAAGAAGGGCAAGAGUGACAAGCUAUCUAAUCCCGAAUCAAACCGGUCUCCGCCCAACAACAAACCCGUUGCAAAAAAUCAUUCAGAUCAAUCAAAGCCUAAAUCUGUAUCUCAAGAAUCAUCUUCCUCUGGCCACACCAAACCAAAGUCUCCCCGAUCGAGCCCGGAUGCACUCUCAUCAAAACAUCCCGAACUUCCCAUGGAGACACCCUCCUCGACCCUUGCCGCCGAGAUGCUCCAGGUAACAUCCGACCUACCCCCGCCACCACCAGGAAGAACCGGCGCAAAAUCCAAACUGGAUGGCAAGAGACCACUCUCAUCAACCGAUCAACGCCGGCAGCUAGUCACUCGCCUGUUCGGUUCAUUGAUUCUCACCCUAACUGGUAUCUGGGCCUGGAAUCAGGGCCGAGAGUGGGACAAUGAAGCCGAAAAACGGAUGCUCGGGAAGGAUGAGGACGGCACUCGUUCAUCGAGGUUCCAGGCUCGUCUAUUCGACCUGUUUGAUUACUUCAAUAAACCCGCAUGGAAUCCACUCUUGCCAGCCCCACUACCGGAACCACAUGGACGGCCUUACACCCUUCUUGUAGAUCUAGAUGAUCUGCUAGUACACUCAAGUUGGGAUCGUGAACAUGGCUGGAGAACGGCGAAACGGCCAGGUGUGGAUUAUUUCUUGAGCUACUUAUCUCAGCUGUACGAGAUCGUAAUCUUCACGACACAGCCAGCUUAUACCGCAGCGCCGAUAUGUGAAAAGCUAGAUCCCUAUGGCUAUUGUGCUCCAUAUAAAUUAUUUAAAGAGAGUUGCCGGACUAAAGGGAUUAUCAAACCGCAGUUGAUAAAGGAUUUGGAUUAUCUCGGUCGAGACUUGAGGAAAGUGGUCUACGUUGAGACUGAUCCAAGCCUCGUCCAAUUACACCCGACCAAUGGGUUUUUGAUUCCCAAAUGGAACGGAGAUCCGCAAGACACUGGCCUGGUCGAUUUGAUUCCACUCCUAGAGGCCAUCGUGUUCAAUGCGGUUGGCGAUGUCCGCGACGUCGCGAGGGCUUAUCAAGGACGGGAUCCUGUUCGGGCUUAUGCUGAGUCGGAGGCUAGACAGAAAAAGGAACUCCUGUUGGAAUGGCAUGAAGAGCAGGAGAAACGCAAAUCGAGAUUCCAUAUCGAUCUUCGUCAACUAUUCGGAUUGAGCUCGGCCAAUGCGAAUGAGACACCCCAACUAUUAGUAGAAAAAGACAGGGCUCGAGCUCAGCAGGCAUACGUAGAAGAACAAAAGUACUGGAAAGAAAACGAGAGCACGUUCAAGAAAUUGAUGGAAGAAGAUAGAGAGCGACAGAUGGCCGAAAUGAAAGGCAGCUUGUUAAGCUUCUUGGCUGGCCAGGUCGGCCCUCCUCCACCACCAACAACAAAUCCAACCCCAGAAAAUCAGCAAGAUCAGCCCGAAAAGUCAUCUGCCCCAUCCGCAUGA